Pedinophyceae sp. YPF-701 is the source of this 2211-nucleotide messenger RNA. Lineage: Eukaryota; Viridiplantae; Chlorophyta; Pedinophyceae. The record is from the annotation of a GenBank genome assembly.
AUGGAGCACGCUCCCGCGGAACCGUCUGCCUUCGAGAGCCUGCUGUCCUGCAGCCCGGCCCUCCUCAACGCCCUGCCGAAGGAGUCACUGUACGACGUGGCGGCGACGUCGUGGAGCGCGCUGGAGGCUGCGCUGAGGCACACAGCCAUCGACCUGCAGGUGAGCAGCGAGGGGGCGCUGCUCGACGGCAUCGCGCGGCGCAUUUCGCCCGGGACGCCCGCGGCCGGGACCUUGUACGCGAAGCUGCAUGCCCGAUCGCGCAGUCUGGUGGUGGGCGUGCCGCCGGACGAGGCGGGCGUCCUGGCGGCGACUCUGGCGCGGUGCCAGGCGGUGCGAGAGCAAGAAAGCGAGCUGGACCCCGCGGAGGUGCUGGAAGCAGUGUUGCACGCGUCGGAGGAGCUGGGGACGCCGCUGCGGCUGCGCGCCGUGAAGAACAGCAAGCCUUCGCCGCGGAGAUGGCGCUGCGCACGUGUCGAGAUCACAACGCCGCCGGCGACGGCGCGGCUUCAGGCGGUGCUGGAUCGCCCCGUGGUGCAGCGCCACCUGCGGGAGCUGCGGUGGGCGGACUGGGGCCGUGACGAGGACAUCUUCGAGACGGCCGUGCGGUGGGUGUCGGCGCUGCAGGGCCUGAGAGUCCUGGAAUGCAAGCACCCCAUCUCUGAGGACGACGGGAGCGACGACGACGAGGAGGACGACGACGACGACGAAACUCACCCAGGGGAGUACUGUGCGACAGCGACGGGCGCACUGGCCUUCGCGGCGGCGAUCCGGGGCGACACGUCGGCUCUCACGGACCUGCGGGUGCGAACGCGCGACGGAGGCCUGCCGUUGCGGCGGCUGUGCGAGGGCGUCGCGCACAACGAGACCAUCAGGACUCUUGAACUGGGCCUCAUCGACGUCGGCGAGUGGGCCGAGAGCGACGACUGUGCGAAUGCACCCGUCGUCGAUGGCGAGCUCGCGGCGCAAGAACAUCCGCUGCAGAAGCUGCUGUCGACAAACACCACGUUGCGCAAACUCGAAGUGCACGCCGGGCACCCCUUCGAACGGCGCGGCGGCGCAUUCGAGCCGGAUGCGUGGGACAGGCAUGUCUGCGGGGAGGCCUACACAGCGUUCUUUGCAGCUCUCGGCAGGGGCUUGGCAACGAAUACGUCGCUCCAGGAGCUGCAGAUCAUGACCUCGCCGCUCCUCGACUGCGGCCCCGAGAUGGGCGCGUUCUUCGACGGCCUGGCGCGGAACACAUCGCUGCGGGGACUCGUCAUGAGUGACAGGGCGUCCGGGGACGCGAUCGGUGAGCUGGCAUCGGCGCUGCGGAGAUGCAGGCUGGAGCGGCUGCAGAUCACCGUGGACCUUCAAGACGAGCAGUUCGGGGCGGUCGCGGACGCGCUGGCGGCCAACUCGCACGUCGAGGAGCUCAGGUUGCUUCCCGACGUUCCUCGGGGGGGUUCUGACGUGACUGCAACUGUCAAGCUCGCGAGGGCCAUUCGCGAGGGGGCGCUGGGGCGUACUCUGCGCGAACUCUCGCUGUCGCUAGUGUGCCCUGCCCUUGAAGUCUUCAGGCCUCUGUGCGACGCGCUGGGGAGCAGCAAGGUGCUGCAGAGCCUUGAUGUGGAGCUCAAGGGAACCGUGCACGGCGAGCACAGCACGGGGCUCCUGGCAAGCGUUGCGAGCAUGAUCGACAGGAGCCAGUCGCUCAAGAGGCUUCGCGCGCGUGGUUUGGACUUCCGUCAAACUUUGAGCCCGUUAGCGGCUGAGGCGGUGAAUCAGCUGGCAGCCGGGCUGUCGGGCAACGCUGUCCUGGAGCACCUGGUCCUGGACGACUGCGUUGAGGUCGCGGUCGCGACUCGCGUCGUGGAUGCGCUCGGUCCGCGCUCCGCGCUACGCCACCUUCACUUGACGUCGUGCAGUGCACAUAACCCAAGAGGAGACGAGGGCGACGGCCUCGCGAGAGCUUUUGCCCGGGCGUUCGACCGCGGCGUGCCGCUCGCGGGAGUGGACAUCUGGUCCGUGCAUUGCUUUGUCCGAGCAGAGGCCUGCAAAACGCUGCUCGCUGCCGCAGCGCGCAGCGAGUGUCUGGGGGUGUGCGAGGUCCGCGUGAGGACCGUCCGGCGCGAGGAGAAGGCACUGAUGGCAUGGUACCAGGCGCAGGUGGACGCGAGGAAGGUGCGUUUCAGGGCGGACGCGUUGACGGGUGCAACUGUUGACAAGAACUGA